GUGACAUCACUGUACAAACAAGGAAGUCCUCGUCUCGUCCAGCUGUGGGAUUUACCGCGAAGUUUAAUACCAAACCACACAUGGCGGACAAAUACCCUAAAUCUAAGCUGAAGAGAAAGAAAUCCGCUGUGAUCGAGCCUCAAGGGGACAGAUACAAAAAAGAUUCUUUGAUGAAGUUUAGUAUACCGUUCAAUUCCCCUGAUCUUACCAAAGAAGUAAAGACUGACAGUAGCAAAGGAAAUAGGGGAACAGUGUCUCCAACCCUACCAUGGUGGACUCGAAACGAUCUGAAUUCGUCAGAAAAGCUAUGGGCCAGCGCAAUAGAGACAGUUCUCCCUUUCCUGGGUUCUGAGCACUGGGACCCCCUCCCAGAACCCUCCGCAGCGACUUCCAGGCAGAGCGAACGCCAGCCACCCACUCCAGCCAAUGAAGUCCCCCCUUUCCCUGAACCCUCCAGACCCCCAGGAUCCCCUCUCCGAAGUCCCCCCCGACCCCUCGAUACCCACUCCCCAGCGCAACCCGUCGAACCCUCACCCCCCGCUAGUCCUCCGGUGACCCCUCCUCAGGGCGGAGGAGGAGGUGGGCUCCAGGUCCCAGAGACCACAGCGGCCAGUCCCUCCUCCCUGGUGGUCUAUUCACCACCAGGGAGGAGGGAGGACUCGAGACCAGCCCCGACCCAGAAGGAGGUCCCGGCAGGCAGAGAGUCGGUCCCUGAGAAGACGCGGCGAACGGGGGAUCUCGCUGGCAGGCCGGUACGGCCGUUCCCGCUUUGGAGCGGGUCCACCGCCAGAGCUUGUGAGCCCCCCCCGGUGGUGCCCCCCUUUUCAGGGGAGCACCUGGCAGAGAGGGGGGAGACCACGAGGGGGGUGCAGGAGGCCAUGUUGGAUGAGAGGGUGGAGGAGGCGGGACCAUCUGGGGCUCAGCGACAGGGUGGCGGCAAGGGGGAUGGACCGAAGGAGGCGGAGCUAGGAGAAGGAGGGCGAGAACGAACCCAGUGUUGCCCCAUGUGUACGCUGGUGUUCCCAAGCAGGUUCAGCCAGAUGGACUGUGACAGCCACCUGGCCCAGUGUCUGUCCGAGAUGAACGUCGACAUGGCCUGGUGAGAGUGGCUAUUGGAUGGGGUGGGGGGUUGGCCCUGGCCCUCCCCCAACCAAUAGGGUUGGCCCUGGAACGCUCCAAACCAAUCAGGUACAACCUUCCCAUCACUGCCACAUUCUGCAAGAAUUACGGACAUCCCCAGGGCACACUGGGUAUGUCCUUACCCAGCGUCAAAAGACAUUUUCUUUAACAUUGUUUAAUAGAUUGGUGGAGAAUAUCAACUGUCUUGACAAGCAAUCGAUGUUUACUGUUUGUCACUACCUAGAGUUCUUACAUUUAAACACGAUGUAUAGGCUACAUGUUAUUGUGUUUUGUCUGAGGUUGAUCUAUCCUAGUUCAUUCCGUUGUUUGUCUUUUUGCAUUGUUGUUAAUAUGUCUAGCGUGCUAAUGCGCUAGCACGCUACAUUCGCCACGAUACUAGGUUUCUAGGGCAUUGCUAGGGUGUCCUGGGCCGUUGCUAUGGUGUUCUGGGUCGUUUACGUGGGUUCUGUAUCACCCAGUCUAUGCUCUAUUGUGCAGAAGGCGAGAAAUGCAAAUCCCAUAUGUGUGUCUAUUUGAAAUCAAUUUAGCGUCGGAAAUGGAAGUUAAUUCCCCCAGCCUAGCUUUGUGGCAAUACAAUAAACGUGAACUUGAACCUUGACUCGGUUACCGUUAGGAAUUUACUUUGUUAGGUGUUGAUACCACAAACCGUAGGAGGAGAUGUGUGCCAAAAAUCUGGCAGAUAAGACAUAAGAACAAUGCCUUAACGUAAGCCACAGAAGAACAACAUAAGUAAGUAUAAUCCAAUUGGAUGUGGGAAGACUUGGGAAUCAGCUCACUACUUUCCCACUAGGUGAUCCUGAAUACAUUAGCCAGAAUGCACUCAAGUCAGUUGUUGAUCUUUUUGGGGUUAUUCUGCUUUAUACAUUUUGUAUAGAUUACUUUGGCUAAGAGAAGGGAGUGAUGCUCUCAAGAGAAGAGACAGGCUGAGAUGGCUCCUUUUUUAAACUUGGUCCUUCAAAAGCUUCUUGUACUUUGUUCAAGCCUGAUAGUGGGCAGCACUACCAAUACAUUUGCUUAGAAAAUCAAUGUCCUUUUUUUCUUAAUGUUCUUCUUUAAUUAAUUGUAAUAUAAGGGAUAUUUUUGGUUAAUCUUAUCCAAAUCAGUUAAUUUAAUGAGUACACCUUAUCGAGGCAAAAUAUGAGGAAGGAAAACUGCUAAACAAACCUGGAACUGAGUUGGUAGCUGAGUGACUAGUGUGUUCGAAUCCCAGUAGACCAGUUAGAUGCUAAAUUCCCUAAUUUACCUUGAAGUUAUUAUUAUUAAGGACAUUUACUGGACUUUCUUUUUGUGCCCCUCAUUUAAAUACAAGUUUUUUUUGUUUGUAAGUAAACCUACAUAUUAAGUAAACUUUCAUUUUUAAGUACACAGCUGUUUUUAACCACACCCAAUGCUUUGUUUUUCCACAGCUUAAUUAUUUUGAUUUCUGUGCCUAACUUUUGUCACACAUUUACAAAGACACACACACACACGCGCGCACGCACGCACGCACGCACACGCACACAAUUAAUUUGAACUGCUGCAGUACACAAAAAACGGAUGCUGUUCACAGAAAAAAACGGUAUUUGUUUUAUAAUUACAGAUAUUUACAGAGAUGCAUAAUCAAAGCAGAAUAAAGUACAUACAGCCAGCAAAUGUUAGAACGAAAUAAAUCAUCAUGGUCGGAGCACAUUUUUGUUUAAUGAAAUGUUUUUUCAUUAAGCAAACGUUACUUUACUUUAAAAUGGCGGCCACUGGGUUGUCAGAUGAGGACUCUCAGGUUGUCUUAUUGGUCCCUUGAGUAAAACAAUGCAACCGGAUCUUCUGUUUCACAAUUAGACAAAACAAAAGCGUUUGACGGGAUUUGACAAUGAAAAAUAAGAGUGCGAAAGAGAUCAACUCAACAUUUUUUAAUUUAUAUACUUUUUCAGCCUUGCUGCCUAGGACUGUGUGUAUGUGUGUGAGUGCCUGCACGUUUUCUUGUGGUUUGUGGCUAAUCAGUGAUAGCACCUUAUCUUACACAACCCACACACAGGCUUAAGAUAGCCCCUUGGGCUACUACAGAAGCCUUUGACUCGGGACCAGUUUAUUAAUCCUAUUACAUCACUAUCAAAUUAGCACGGGUCAAACGUGAUCAAAUGGGGCACUAAACGCUGGGUUGAAUAUUUUAAAAAGGGCAGAAAUGAAUGCAUUUGAAGAGGGUGGGAACCAUUGUUAAGCCCCCUGCGGCGUUAUCAGUGCACUUGAUGGCGUGAAACAUUGGGAUGACAAAGAAGUGCUAGGGAGGUUUCGUCAUAUCCUUAUGUCCUUAAAGAGCAACUACACGCCAAGACCACAGUAGGGAGUUUGCCGCCACCUAGUGGUGAAUCCUGUCGAGGUCAAAAACGUGCUUGGUUUGUCUCUGUACUUUGUGAUGUAGUAACCCAUCCAAAAAAAAAAUACUUACACUAUUAAAAACUCAAUAAUUUGCUUACAUCACAGAGUACCCUUGGUGUACUAUGGCUUGUGCCAGUGGCACUCUGUACAGUACAUACAUCAAAUGUAAAACGGGAAUAAGCUUGGGAACCACUAGCUUAUCGUAGUCAAUCAACUUAUCUAAUUAUGUGCCUCAAGCAAACCAACAGGUGGAUUUGUUGAUUUAAAAAGCAAGACAAAAACACUUUUUGUUCAUCAGACCAUUCGACAGUACUUAAGUGUGCCCUGAUGGAUUUUGGCAGCAAAUUCACAAAUGUGGUCAUUUGUUCAAUCGCUCUCCAACGUGGUAGUGGGGGGCCGUAGGGUCCUGAUACCCGCAGUACCACCCUCCUCCGGUAUCACCCCAAGCACACGUGCGGAUGAAUGCACCCUCGUCACAGAGUAGUACACGCCAGUAACAAGAGCGCCCGUGACUCAUUCUGCUUGGAGCAGGCUAUGGGAGGCUGAAACCCUUUUUUAAGAAAUGGCAUUUGGGAUUUGGCAUUUAGAUACCCAUUUGCGAGCAGAACGUCCACCUGCCAAGCAUCAUGGUACCCACCACGUUCUCGUCACUCUGGUGGUCACGGCUGUUGGUCGAGGGACCAAACACCCAAACCAAACCUCACGAACAGCCUUGUGUCCGGUGACACACGCCAUCACAACAACUGUUGCUUCUGAGCGUUAGCUAUGGUUACCUGAUCCAAAGCAUCGAUUGCACAAGCCAAGCUGUUCCCUUGUUGUUGUUUUUUACCAUUUAGUCAUUCAGACGUUGCUUUUCCAGAAGCAACUCAGUUGUUUGAAACCCACUGUUUGACUGGACCAUCCUACUCUUUCCGGUUUACUUCCAAAGUUUGGUUAUUUGUUACAAACAAGACCGGACCUCGAUCUUGCAAGUCGAGGAAAACUCAAUGUUGGGGUAACAGGUCCUCCACAGGUCCUAACAAUCCGUCGUUCUAGUCUCUGUAAGUCCCAGAGUGCUCUGUCCAUGGUUCUUGUCGUGACAUUUAAUUGAUAGUAUUAAGUAGUAUACUUUGUAAGCAUUACUCUCUCUGCCCAUCGUGACCAAAACCCUUUAUAUCAUACAGUUGUGCUAGAAUUUUCCCAGACUUACGUGAGCUAACAAACUGAAGUCAAUUAGAUUCUGACCUCAAAUCAACAUUAUAAGUGGUUUGUAUUUUAUUAUGUUUGUUUUUUAGACCAGCUAAUGUGAUACUAGCUAACGACCUAUACAGCGAUUAGGUGUAAUCAGAGAGAUGACGCAUACUGUAAUUGGAUCUUCGAGGCACUUCUUAAAUAAAAUGUCUUCCACUUGUUUUUAACAAUAUUAUUCUUUUUAUGUAAAGAUGAUGCUGAUUUGGAGAAAAACAAAAUAAUAAAAACGAUCAUGGUUGAAAAUGUGCCACUUGCAUCAAUAGAAAGGCAACCAUUUUAGAUUCACUACCUACAUUAUUAUACACAAUAACUUAUCAGGUUGGUUUUUUCCUUUGUCAUUGUACAUUCUUUUUACGUUGAAGUCCUCGCCCCUUUAAAAGGGACGAAAAAAACCCAGAUUUUCCAAAAGUGAAGUGAAAUAAAUAAAAGUGCACAUUAAUGUUCAGCUUCUGACAUACAACUGUCAUUUUUUCCGGCGCUAGGCGGGUUGUUUGCGACGAUGACUACAACAGCGCCUUGAAUUCCACACCGAACUUUCAACGCGGCCGGUCGUGUCGACAUUCGAUCCGGCAGCGAAAAAUAAAAAAACAAACAGACUAAAAUGGCAAGAGUUCUGAGCAUGUGUAUUUGUGUGUGUGUGUGACGGCUGGGGGAG
Messenger RNA from Gadus chalcogrammus (walleye pollock), 5377 nucleotides. RefSeq lists its product as uncharacterized. Bases 81 to 1103 code for a protein of 340 amino acids. NCBI's taxonomy places the organism in Eukaryota, Metazoa, Chordata, Actinopteri, Gadiformes, Gadidae. The transcript is spliced from 4 exons. The record is from RefSeq and is a predicted model, not a curated record. Gene Ontology annotation, molecular function: ubiquitin binding.